GGGCCUGAGAGACCAAGUCAGACCAGCAUCUUACUUCAACCAGGCGUCCCAAGCUGUUGUUCAGGAGUCUCCUUCCUAAGAGAGUGAGGUCUUCAAGGAUGGGAACCUGGGGCUCCUGUUCCUUUGGGGACAGUUCACUUCUGCUGUUACAGUUCACCAAGGCCAAGGGUUGCUGACGCCUGAAGAGAAGAGGGAUAAAAUGGUGUCAAAUACAGCAGAAGGGUCCAAGAAGACUUAAACGGGAUUUGGCAAAUGGAAAGUGCUUACAGUAGAGAAGAGAGAGCCAGAUUGUGAAUUAAACCGCCACCAUGUCGAGCAAAAAGGCAAAGACCAAGACCAAGAAGCGCCCCCAGCGUGCGACCUCCAACGUGUUCGCCAUGUUUGACCAGUCCCAGAUUCAGGAGUUCAAGGAGGCCUUCAACAUGAUCGACCAGAACAGGGAUGGGUUCAUCGACAAGGAAGACUUGCAUGACAUGCUUGCUUCUCUAGGAAAGAACCCAACCGACGCGUACCUGGAAGCCAUGAUGAACGAGGCUCCAGGGCCCAUCAACUUCACCAUGUUCCUCACCAUGUUUGGGGAGAAGCUGAACGGCACAGACCCAGAAGACGUCAUCAGAAAUGCUUUUGCCUGCUUUGAUGAAGAAGCAACUGGCACCAUUCAGGAGGAUUACCUGAGAGAACUGCUGACCACAAUGGGAGACCGGUUUACAGACGAGGAAGUGGACGAGCUGUACAGAGAAGCACCUAUUGACAAAAAGGGGAAUUUCAAUUACAUCGAGUUCACUCGAAUCCUUAAGCAUGGAGCGAAAGACAAAGAUGACUGAAGGAACUUGAGCUAAAACUUUCCAAUUACUUUGUCUUACUCUAUAUUGUUUCCUAGACAUUUCUCCCCACCCCCCAUAGGCCUGUUGCAUGCAACUUUGAUUCACAGCUUUGCCUUUUUUUUUUUUGGUGUAUUUAUUCUAGACCUUCCUGCCACUUAGCACUUGUAUAAUCAGACUGCAAAUGGGGAUGGAGUUGUAAAUUGUAUUGAAAAAAGAGAUUGCAAAUAAAAAUCAACAAAUGUGAAAGCCCAGGAAAAUAUAUCCGGUAUUUCUGGUUUUGCUGGAUUUUUACAUUUUUAUAUAAUAAAAAUGCUAUUUUGAAAUAAA
Messenger RNA from Bubalus bubalis (water buffalo), 1151 nucleotides. Its product is annotated as myosin regulatory light chain 12B. Gene Ontology annotation, molecular function: calcium ion binding. Gene Ontology annotation, cellular component: myofibril; cytoplasm; stress fiber. The record is from RefSeq and is a predicted model, not a curated record. The transcript has 4 exons. NCBI's taxonomy places the organism in Eukaryota, Metazoa, Chordata, Mammalia, Artiodactyla, Bovidae. The coding region runs from base 309 to 824 and encodes 171 amino acids.